CUCCCUCCUGCUGUUACUUUAUAUGAAAUCGCAGGUGUUUACGUUUGUUAUUUGGCGUGAAGAAACGGGGUCGUGUUCGUAAGGUUGGCAGUUUUUAAAAGCAAUCUUUAAACAAAGCCUGAUUAUGACAGUGCUUUAAUUUUGUUAAUGUGUUUUGCGCACAUCGCAUAGGUUACUUUCGAUUUCCUUGGAUUUCGUGGAAAUAGAAACCAACAUAAACGGCAAGCGCCAUGGACAAUGGAUUGUACAUGCCAGCAAAAAUACAAGAGGAUCAUUUCAACAAAAUCAAGGGCGUGUUUGCCUCUGAAAGCCCUGAAGAAAUUCCCCACCGGCUUAUGUCUCUUUUGAAGGUUUUUGACCAUUUUAAGAUAGAUAUCGCUGUGACUGGAGAGUCUGGUGCAGGAAAAUCUUCUCUUAUCAAUGCAAUCCUGGGAUUGAAUCCUGAUGACACAGGGGCUGCUCCAACUGGAGCUGUGGAAACCACACAGCAAGCAACCAUGUAUCAGCAUCCAAAUCUCCCACACAUCAGACUGUGGGAUCUUCCAGGGAUGGGCACCCCUUCCUUUGCAUCCAAGAGUUAUGUAAAGACAAUGAACUUUGACCUAUAUGACAUGUUCAUGGUUGUGAUAUCAGAGAGAGUCAGAGAAAACAACAUGCUGUUGAUUGAUGAAAUUGAGCAACGAAAGAAGCCAUUUUAUUUCAUUAGAACAAAAAUUGAUAAUGAUGUGCGUAGAAAGAAAAGCAAAUUCUCUCAAAUACGUGCAUUGGAUCAAAUGAGACAAGACUGUAAGAAAUAUCUGAAGGAGAAGAAACUGGACCCCCAUGUGUUCCUAGUGUCAUCCCAUGACACAGAAAAGUAUGAGAUGCAGAAGCUCAUGGACACUUUUAAGGAUGAGGUUUCUCAACUUAAAGCAGAGGUGUUUUCAGAUUUUCUGGACAAGAUGUUACAUGGAGGAUGGAUAAAGGCAAGGUAUGCUACGAAUCACAUCCAACAGACUGGGAAACUUGAAACAGAGGACAUCACAGCAUUGCAGGAUAUGUAUAAGCGCACAGGCUUUGGAGCUGUGAAAGUCAGUGCUGUUCUGAAGGCUUUGAGUCACUUUCAGCUAGAUGUGGCCGUUUUGGGUGAGACAGGCUCUGGAGCAUCCACUUUGGUAAAUGCCUUAAUUGGGCUGAAAAAUGAAGAGUGUAGUGCGGCUUCAGUGUCCAUCAGCAACCCCGCAAUGAGUCUGAGAUACCCAGAUGUCCGGUUCUGGGACAUAUCCGGCAUAGAGGCAGUCAUGGAUUACUCGAUGUAUGAGAUGAAACAACACCUGAAUUGUUAUGACUUCUAUAUCAUCAUUGUAUCAGACUGGCAGAAAGCACGGCAUUUAAAACUAGCCAAAGCGGUUGAAAAAUUAAGGAAGCAUUACCUCUUGGUCCAGACCAAAAUUGACUGUCAUCUACAGACUCAAAGUGACUUGUGCUGUGAUGAGACUGAGAUACUUGAUGGGCUUCGGGCACAAUAUACCCAGGAGCUUCAGACGGCAAAACUGUCUGAACAACAGAUGUUUCUCAUCAACAGUCUUGACAGAUGCACAUUUGACUUUGUAGGUUUGGAAAGUGCACUCUCCAGUGACCUCAACACUGUCAGGACAAGUGCUUUUGCAUAUUAUAUAGCAAGAACAGUAAAGAAACAUAUAUAUAAAAAAACAUAGAAAUAUCUCUAUGAAAUAUAUGAAGAAAAUGCUAGAGAGGCACCACGUUUUGCUAAGAUUGCUUUGUCCUAAUUAUUGCAAAAGAAUAGAAGAUACACCGUUGGAAAACAGACAAUUAUUUGUAGAAUUUGGUCUGCAGUAAAAAUUUGUGAACUGUUGAUCUCAAUAUACUGUUGUAAUAUAUGUUUGUAAUAACUGCAGUUUUCUAAGU
Sinocyclocheilus grahami is the source of this 1908-nucleotide messenger RNA. RefSeq lists its product as uncharacterized. NCBI's taxonomy places the organism in Eukaryota, Metazoa, Chordata, Actinopteri, Cypriniformes, Cyprinidae. Gene Ontology annotation, cellular component: membrane. The record is from RefSeq and is a predicted model, not a curated record. The coding region runs from base 231 to 1697 and encodes 488 amino acids. The transcript is spliced from 4 exons. Gene Ontology annotation, molecular function: GTP binding.